Molecule: messenger RNA, 1292 nt
Organism: Drosophila kikkawai
Lineage: Eukaryota; Metazoa; Arthropoda; Insecta; Diptera; Drosophilidae
Gene: Pbp45
Product: proximal sequence element A Pbp45
Biological process (GO): snRNA transcription by RNA polymerase II; snRNA transcription by RNA polymerase III
Cellular component (GO): snRNA-activating protein complex
Molecular function (GO): sequence-specific DNA binding
Source: RefSeq, a predicted model, not a curated record
UUGCCGGUUGUCCAAAUUGUUUACAUUUUCAGAAAUCAUUAAAAAUGCCCUUAGAAAUCUAAAGCAGAUUGAAUAAAUGGAGUUGAACAUCUACGACGACUGCUGGGAGCUAGUACAGCGCUUCCAGCGAUUGGUAAACGAUGGAGACAAUCUGGAGUUCGAGGUAUUCUGCCGCUGCUGGCGGGAACUGCAGCUGCAGCACCUCUUUACCUGCCAGUCGAACCACACGGAGGUGAUAGCCACCACUCUGGCGGCCCUGCAUGUGGCCAAGCGGCUGGCCUGCUCUCGGCGCAGCUGCGGAGAUACCUUCUCAGCCUCGCGCUCCCAGCGGAUUGCUGGGUUCUAUUUGCUCUACGUGAUCUACCACAAGCAGCCAACCCAUAAGUUCGUCAAGAUCGAUGUUUCACCACGCACUUGGCAGGAGAUGACCGACUAUGUACUGCUCCUGCGAGAGGAGAGUCCGGAGCGUAAGGACACACAGCAGGUGGCCCACAUGUUCUGGCGUCUCGUGCAAGAGCAGGCCUUCCGGUACACGGCUUUGGACUACUGCCAGGGCUUGGAUAACCUGGCGGACUACGACAGGCUGGAGAGUAUAGUGGGGGCCAAAAGGGGAAAGCAGAUGGUGAAGCAACAGCGACCCAAAAACGUGAGCCUAGCAUACGAGCUGGAAGCCGCUCAUGAACUGGACAUGACAAGUCAGUCAUUCUGCGAUCUCGAGUCAGCCUACAAUAACCAGAAGCAGAACCUGCCCGGCCAACAGCUGGCUCUGCCUUCCACGAACAUAUUUGGUCAGCUGCAAGAGGUCUUUGGAGAUAUUCAAAAGCUGUUGGGUGGCAACAAAAAUCAGCCUGCAGCUCAGGCUGAGACGGACCAGGACCAGAGUCCUACGAGCUCAAACAAAAACCAGCUGGAGGUGCGACAGCAGGUUCGAUUAAAGGCCAUGUACGGCGAGGAGCAACCGCAACAGGCGGUGGAACUGGAUUGUGCGCUGGAGGUAAACGAAGCACACCAGCGGAGAAUGUCGUCGGCCACCGUUUUCCAGCGGGCACUGCCCGAGGAUGUGCAGCGGGAGUACGAACUCUAUGAAUUCAGUGACAAUGACGACGACGAGGCGGUGAAUGAAAUGGUGGGCGAGGAAAAUGAAGUCACAGAGGAAGAGGUUCAGCAGCUGCUCGGCUCCUAAAUGUACACAAUCUCUUAAAUGUAAAAUAAUUCUCAUUUUUGAUGUAAUGAAAUAAAAGUGAUGAAUAAAUUUAAAAAACAAGAUAGAAGACUUGCUUUGGCAAACAGAA